Molecule: messenger RNA, 399 nt
Organism: Loa loa (African eye worm)
Lineage: Eukaryota; Metazoa; Nematoda; Chromadorea; Rhabditida; Onchocercidae
Exons: 3
Coding region: 1-399 (132 amino acids)
Source: RefSeq, a predicted model, not a curated record
AUGAAGAGCAUCGGGUACAACAUCAUAAACAAUGAAACCCGGAAAAUGCAAAAUCUCAAGGAAAUUGAAAUUCAUGCUAUUACUGCUGAAAAAGGAUCGGUAAAUUCCGCACCGUUCUGGAAUAAUUUGGGAAGUGGGAAAAAUGACUGGUUUCGAACCGGUCGAUUGACAUGUGAAAUGGAGGGAAGUUGGAGAGAUUUUUGUGCACAAUUUACAGAACACUUAUUGAACAGUGAAAAUGUUGAAAGUAAAAUGUGUCCGAAGGAAUUCGAAAGAGUGCUUGCGUUAGAUUUGCAUAUUCUUCAUUUAACGAAACGUGAAGAUAAUAGCGAUGUUCCGAAAUCGUAUCAGCGUGGUCCGGAGAGAGCUUCCAAUAUUUUUGAUUUCAUCAAAAAUUAA